Molecule: messenger RNA, 1132 nt
Organism: Pundamilia nyererei
Lineage: Eukaryota; Metazoa; Chordata; Actinopteri; Cichliformes; Cichlidae
Exons: 7
Coding region: 85-1008 (307 amino acids)
Biological process (GO): positive regulation of neuron differentiation; negative regulation of Notch signaling pathway
Cellular component (GO): nucleus
Molecular function (GO): DNA binding; transcription corepressor activity
Source: RefSeq, a predicted model, not a curated record
CAAGACGGUAAUCCCAUAAAUGUGCGCGCCACACACAGUGGAAGUUUAAAACGAGCAGAGAUCGUCGCUGAAUUGUUCACCACCAUGCCACCCAAGAGAGACGCAGGUGCGACUGCAGCACAGCCACCCAUUAAGAUGAUAAAGAUCGAUAACGUUACAGAUGCACAAGAGUUUGGCUGUCAUUCAGGCGAGGAUAAGUUUAGGCUCCAUGAAGAGGCCAGCUACUCACCUUAUCCCAACAAUGACCUUGACACUAUUGAAUUUGAUGAAGACAAUGUUGCAAGCCCGGGAAUCAGAACAGACACCAUCAGCCUUCUCAUGAAAAUAGAGCAGCUGCAGGCACAACUGAAAUAUGAACGCAGAUGCAGAAUUUUGGCUGAGAGAGAGCUGAGGGAACUCAAAGAGAUGAACACUCUCAUGAUGCAGAUGAGGCACACGGCACAUGAACUGCGGGUCACCCUGGAUCAUGUUCUCCACGGAGGCGAAGGAGCAGUUGCGCCACAAAACUCUGAUGAGACUAUCUCUUUCCUGACUGAGCCUGAGGCAGAAAUGAGAGCGCUUCAUAAUAUACCAGAGGAUGACCACAAUUUCAUCUAUCUCUCAGAGAAUCUUCGAGUGCCAAAAAAUCUUUAUGAGCGCAUUGCAGAAAUUGCAGACUACAAGAAGUACACUUCAGCCCUGCUCAUGAUACUUUUUGACAGAGAAACGCUGGCCACCCACUCUCUGCAGGGCCGUAGGAAUACCUUUACGGGAGAGGAUUGCCACAAGCCACAGCUCCCACCUGAGAUUUUGAAAAGUUUAAUCGAUCAUGUGGCAGCCAAGUUCAGUGUUGACAGCAGCCAAAUAAAAACCGCAAUCCGCACAAAGUUGAACAAUGAGGAUAAAUUAUUGAAGAAGAGACUGGGGUUGGGUAAAACAGAAAACAGAGCUAAUGCUGAGCAAAGCUUUUGCCAAGAUGCCUCGCUUCUGCCCGACGACGGAGCAAUGACAAGUGACUCUCAGUUAUAGUCCUUCACCUCUGUCUUCAUCCGUUGGUCACACGUAUUUCAUGUCUGAUAGAAAUAGGUCACAGAUUGCCUUUUUUAUCCACUAUAGUUCAUUCAGCAUUAAAAUCUAGUUCUUUAUUUUUUAA